Theileria orientalis strain Shintoku is the source of this 1533-nucleotide messenger RNA. RefSeq lists its product as hypothetical. The coding region runs from base 1 to 1533 and encodes 510 amino acids. The record is from RefSeq and is a predicted model, not a curated record. NCBI's taxonomy places the organism in Eukaryota, Apicomplexa, Aconoidasida, Piroplasmida, Theileriidae. The transcript has a single exon.
AUGGGAGUUCGUCAAUCUCAUCUUAACAUUCAUUUGCUAUAUAAGACCGGUAAAUACGGUCAACAAGGUUACGAAGUUACUCUUUCCAAAGAAGUAGUCAAAGAUUGUAAAAGCUUUGAAGUUUACACUCAUACAAUCGAAUAUAAGUCAGGGAAUGGUACUAAUUUUGAUAUUUAUAUUUAUAACAAUAAACGGCCAUAUACUACAGAUUCUUACGUUUUCGCUUACUGUUCCCCUAGCGGCAAGAAUCAAGUCGUGAAAGCGGUUAAAGUUUAUUUUUCAGUUUUCAUUCCUGAUGUACCUUUGGUUAUUUCAUUUUAUACGAACGGUGCCCAAACUCAUAACUGUUUACCCAGUGUUCUGAAAAAAGCCGGUUGGGAUUAUGGAGCCUAUAUAACAAGACAAUCCUUUAUUGAGGAGUUAUCCAAAGAAUUGCCUAAGUUAUAUAAACAGGCAUCAUCAAACUGGAAAAUACAGUUUUUUGCUAAACAUGAUGUUGAAUCAACUAUUUCUGAACAAAAGGAAGAUUUAGAUAAUGAAGGCAAUUAUAAAAGAUAUAUUUAUAAACCAUCAAUUGAAAAAGCUACUAUGAGUAGCAAAGAGUUGUUUAAAUCUUUUACAACUUCUGCGUUUAAAAAUCAAAUAGAUUAUUCGUAUUUAAGCAUUGUUAACGAAAAAACUUUUGAUGGUAUUCUAAUAUACACUUACAUCAAUAUCGCAUUAGUUUUGGAGUUUAUUGAUCCUUGUCAAAAAAUACACAUUCAGAGAAAGGAUAAGGAUGCUACCUACUGGGCUAAGGAAGAAUUAGAAUACACAGAGGAUAAAUCUCUAACAGAGAAUUUGAAUAAAAUACAAUCCGAGUCAAGCUCUAAUAACAUUGUCACAUUUAUGCUUGACAAAUUCGACAAAUACAACGAUGUCGAAGUUACACAUAAUAAGGAUUCUCAUACCACGUACACCAAAUACACACAUAAAUCGAAGGUUGAAAAUAAACCUAACCUUGUAUUUAAAGGUGUAAAGGUCACCAUAGUAAAACAGCCUUUUGAAAAUAAAACGAAAUCUCUUGAUGUAUACUAUUUGAAAGUUAGAGGAGGGAUAGAUGGCAAGCAGGAUGGGAAACCUUUUUUAAUUAUAUUUAAUGAAACUGGUGAGGGUAAAGAAAAUAAAACGACAAUAUACCACUUUAACAACACUGAACAAUUUAAUGAUUGGAUCGAAUUUAAAGAUGAUAAAUCUGAAAAAUUGGAACAAAAAUUAGAAGAAAUAGAGAGUAGUAGAGGUUGUGGUGUUGAUUUAUUUCUCCUUCGAAAGUUAGCUUUUGAAAUAUUAAUUAGAGAAGAACGUCCCACUCCUCCCGCGCCUCCACCAGAGGAAAAACCAAAAAGACCACCUAUAUAUGUACCUCCAACAACUGAACCAGCGAAUUUAUCGUUAAUCAUAGGAUGCAGUGUAGGAGGGUUCCUCUUACUAGUGGCUUUGGUUGUUGGUUAUGGUAUCUAUUGGUACAACACAACCAUCAAACUCUUGACAUAG